Molecule: messenger RNA, 750 nt
Organism: Drosophila guanche
Lineage: Eukaryota; Metazoa; Arthropoda; Insecta; Diptera; Drosophilidae
Exons: 3
Coding region: 169-750 (193 amino acids)
Source: RefSeq, a predicted model, not a curated record
UGCCAGGCAGGCGCUGGCUGCAAUUAAACCACGUAAAGGCCAUUCGUGUAACCAAUUCCACUGGGAACGUUCAGCACUCCCAGCGGCCUUCAAUCGAUUGCGAAAUUGCAAUUGGAAGAGAACAACCGCUUCGAUGGUGCAAAAAUGUGAAACAGUUUGGCCAGCGACAUGGAGCUGUCCAGUGCUGGGUUUCAUGUGCUCCACAUCCUGGCACUGCUCCAGGUGCAGGUUGCUGCUUGGCCCGUCGAAGAGUCGCCGCAUCUGCCGUUGGUUAGGAAGAUUACCGAUGUGCUGCAUCGCAUUCGCGUGAACACUUGUGCCGCCCACAAUCUGAGAGUUUUCAUCAGCACGGACUAUGAGCAUCUGGACGAGAAGGAGGCGACUCUGGUGCGCUGUGUGCUGGACUACAGUCUGAGUCGUGAGGAGCUGCCCGUGGUGUUGGCCUCACAGCUCAGCCCNGCACAUGAAACCCAGCACUGGACAGCUCCAUCGCCUGCCUGGCAGACUGUGGACAAGUCCUUUCAGCUGAAUUACAAUCCAAAGCCAUUGUUGGAUCUGCUGGAGCACAGGCUGUGGCGCACCUGCAUGUACAUGGUAAAGCACGAGCUGGGCAUUCCUCCGCAAACGGAAGUUGUCCAUCGCCAGAAGCUAAGCAAUGUGGAAGCCUUGUACUAUCGUGAGGAGCACAUCAAGUGCCACAAUAAAAUUUUCGAUUUGUGCAAAUUGGAAUUUUGUGUCAGCUCCUACUAG